AUGAUAGAAGAAAUAAUAAAGGGCAAAGCAGCAUGUCUUGGCAAUGCACCAUGUCUUGGCAAUGCACCAUGUCAUGGCAAAGCACCAUGUCAUGGCAAUGCAGCAUGUCAUGACAAAGCAUCAUGUCUUGGCAAUGCACCAUGUCUUGGCAAUGCACCAUGUCAUGGCAAAGCACCAUGUCAUGGCAAAGCACCAUGUCAUGGCAAUGCAGCAUGUCAUGACAAAGCAUCAUGUCUUGGCAAUGCACCAUGUCAUGGCAAAGCACCAUGUCAUGGCAAUGCACCAUGUCAUGGCAAAGCAUCAUGUCUUGGGAAUGUGCCAUGUCUUGGCAAUGCACCAUGUCUUGGCAAUGCGCCAUGUCUUGGCAAUGCACCAUGUCUUGGCAAUGCGCCAUGUCUUGGCAAUGUGCCAUGUCAUGGCAAAGCAUCAUGUCUUGGCAAUGUGCCAUGUCAUGGCAAUGCAGCAUGUCUUGACAAUGCGCCAUGUCUUGGCAAUGUGCCAUGUCAUGGCAAUGUACCAUGUCUUGGCAAUGUACCAUGUCUUGGCAAUGUGCCAUGUCAUGGCAAAGCACCAUGUCUUGGCAAUGCACCAUGUCUUGGCAAUGCGCCAUGUCUUGGCAAUGCGCCAUGUCAUGGUAAUGUACCAUGUCAUGGCAAAGCAUCAUGUCUUGGCAAUGCACCAUGUCUUGGCAAUGCACCAUGUCAUGGCAAUGCACCAUGUCAUGGCAAUGCACCAUGUCAUGGCAAUGCACCAUGUCUUGGCAAUGCAGCAUGUCUUGACAAUGCACCAUGUCUUGGCAAUUAUUUAAAUAAACAAUCCAUCCAAAUAUACACCAAACAUUGUUGA
Molecule: messenger RNA, 846 nt
Organism: Saccoglossus kowalevskii
Lineage: Eukaryota; Metazoa; Hemichordata; Enteropneusta; Harrimaniidae
Product: DBF4-type zinc finger-containing protein 2 homolog
Source: RefSeq, a predicted model, not a curated record